Molecule: messenger RNA, 1265 nt
Organism: Impatiens glandulifera
Lineage: Eukaryota; Viridiplantae; Streptophyta; Magnoliopsida; Ericales; Balsaminaceae
Product: replication factor C subunit 3
Exons: 11
Coding region: 99-1166 (355 amino acids)
Biological process (GO): DNA repair; DNA-templated DNA replication
Cellular component (GO): DNA replication factor C complex; nucleus
Molecular function (GO): DNA clamp loader activity; DNA binding; ATP hydrolysis activity
Source: RefSeq, a predicted model, not a curated record
CCGCCACUCUCAGUCUCUUACUGCCGUUUCCAUCGCUUCUGAUUUCCCCUCUCUCUCUCUCUCUCUCUUCUCACCGCGCGACCAAGAACAGCUUUGAGAUGUUGUGGGUCGACAAAUAUCGUCCAAAAGCCCUAGACAAGGUUCUGGUGCACGAGGAUGUGGCUCAGAAUCUAAAAAAACUGGUCACUGAGCAGGAUUGUCCCCAUUUACUAUUCUUUGGUCCUCCUGGUUCUGGAAAGAAAACCCUAAUCAUGGCCCUGUUAAGGCAACUCUUUGGAGCCAGUGCAGAUAAGGUUAAGGUGGAGAAUAAGACUUGGAAAAUCAAUGCUGGGGCGAGAACUAUUGAUUUGGACCUCACAACAUUAUCGGGUACAUAUCAUAUUGAGCUCAAUCCCAGUGAUGCUGGCUUCCAGGAUAGAUAUAUCGUUCAAGAGGUAAUUAAAGAUAUGGCAAAUAACAGACAAAUUGACACCAAAGGGGGGAAGAAAGGGUUUAAAGUGUUGAUACUGAACGAGGUUGACAAGCUUUCUAGAGAAGCUCAAUAUUCUCUUCGAAGAACAAUGGAGAAAUAUAGUGCAUCAUGUAGGUUGAUUUUGUGUUGCAACAGUUCUUCAAAGGUUACUGAGGCAAUACGUUCUCGAUGCUUGAAUAUGCGAAUCCCAGCACCAACAGAGGAACAGAUUAUUCGAGUACUGGAAUUCAUUGGCAAAAAAGAAGGUUUGCAACUUCCAUCUGGUUUUGCUUCCUGCAUAGCAGAGAAGUCAAAUCGGAAUUUAAGAAGGGCUAUUCUAGCAUUUGAGACGUGCCGGGUGCAACAGUAUCCUUUCACAAGUAACCAAACCAUCCCACCGAUGGACUGGGAGGAGUAUGUUUCCGAGAUAGCUUCAGAUAUAAUGAAGGAGCAGAGCCCUAAAAGGCUUUUUCAGGUUAGGGGCAAAUUAUACGAGUUACUUGUGAAUUGUAUUCCUCCAGAGAUUAUUUUAAAGAGGCUGCUCUAUGAAUUGUUGAAGAAACUGGAUGAUGAGUUGAAACAUGAACUGUGUCACUGGGCGGCCUAUUAUGAACAUAGGAUGCGCCUCGGACAGAAAGCGAUCUUUCAUCUAGAAGCAUUUGUGGCCAAGUUCAUGAGCAUCUACAAGGGUUUCCUAAUCGCAACAUUUGGCUAAGUUUGAGUAUUUCUCGUUUCUUUUAGGCAAAAUUUAUCUGCUUUUUCACAACUUCAUAUUUUUGGUAUCAACAUUUGAAAUGAAUGGUAGUGGUUCAAG